Messenger RNA from Petromyzon marinus (sea lamprey), 4549 nucleotides. RefSeq lists its product as uncharacterized. NCBI's taxonomy places the organism in Eukaryota, Metazoa, Chordata, Hyperoartia, Petromyzontiformes, Petromyzontidae. The record is from RefSeq and is a predicted model, not a curated record.
UGAAGUGAUUUCACAAGAAAAUCUGCUACCUUGGUCAUAUAUCUAGAUCCUAAUUAUCACAUGUCAAAGGGUCUUGCACAGUUUUCAUGUAAUGUCCCAUGUUACAGUCGGCGUUAUCGAAAUAUAAAAUAUCUGUUUUCCUGCAAGGAAUCUCAGAAACAAUGUUUCCUGGCUGUGAUCAGUCCACUUACACAUUGGCUACAACGAGCUAGAGGUUCACACGAGCCACUGUUCCGUCUGUCGAUAAUUAAAAACUCCACUUGAUAAUUAUUCCAUUCGUGUAAAAAAAAAGGCGUUCUUGUUUUAUCUACUGCAGAAUGACAACAUAUUCGUGCUGUUUUUCCCCCCUGACAGUGUUUAACGUCCAAGAGUACAAGGCUAAAGAGCAGUGUGUGUGUGUGUACACAGGGACACAAACAAGCCUUCAUUGUACCUGAAGGCUCGACGAAAGCUGCCAAAGUUUGCACUUAGAGGAAAAAAAGGCACGGCAAUCUGUUGCUAGGAUGUGUUCUUGUGUGCCUGAAACUAUGCUUAGCCUGUGUCCACGCACUGUAUUCGGUGGUACAACAAGCAGUGGCUUAGGUUACAAACGCUCGCGGCCGUCGUGAGAUUAGAGGGCCCUGUCAAGUGAGAUAGGCUAUUGAAUAUGCUUAUAACAAUUAGCAAUCCGAGAUAACCCUCGAGUGUUCCGAUGUCUGUAUUUCAGGGCAUGAUUUAUGAUGAAAAUGGGGGACACUGUAAUAAACGGCAUGAAGAUGUGGACCUCUGAGAAUGUGAGCUCUGCGAAGUCUGGCGAGAGACUGGAGGGCCGGCGGUUGUUUGCGUGGGGCUGCGGCGAGUUUGGACAGCAUGGACAUGGUCAGGGAGCCAACGUGGAGUCACACCAAGGGUGGCUUCCCCAGUUCAGCACGGAGCAUUUGGGAGCCGUGCACCUGCUAGCGUGCGGUGCCACACACACCCUCGUGGUCACAGAAACAAACAGGAUUUUCAGCUGGGGGCAUGGUCACAGUGGACAGCUGGGCUGCGGUGAUAGCAGCAUCCGCGGCGAGCCUGUGGAGGUGCAACUGGCGCCUUCGGGCUGCCGCGGUGACAUGGAGGUGGCUGGGGUCGCGUGCGGGAGUCGCCACUCCUUUGUGUGGACGCGAUCGGGCCGCUGUUUCAGCUUCGGAAACAACUUCUACGCGCAGCUGGGCUAUGAUUUUCAGAAGAGGGACUACAAGGCCAAUCAGUGUGUGCCAUAUCCGCUCAACAUGAGCCUGAUGGGCCGCAGGGUGGAGUGGGUCUCAUGCGGUGAGCGCCACUCUCUCUUCCUCUUUGAAGAUCGCAGGAUCGCCGCGUGUGGUGGCAACACCUUUGGACAGCUGGGAGUGGGAAGCAGAGACGAGGCAGUGGUGGCACGCGUUAUUGAGGACCUGGAGGAGGUCAUCCAGGUGGCUUGUGGAGCCAACCACAGUCUGGCAGUCGCACCGAGUGGAAGGCUGUAUGCGUGGGGGUAUGGACGCGCAUGCGGCUGCUUGACUCAGGACCUGCUAAACCCCGAGACCAUGAUGAUGGAGCGCUGUGGCAAAGUGAUGGCUGUUGCAGGAGGGGGCGCCCACAGUCUGGCCAUGACAGACAGUGGAAAUGUAUACUCCUGGGGCUCAGGUCAAGAGGGACAGCUGGGCCACGGUCAGCGGGUGCCGUUCUUAGUUGUGCCGCGGCGACUGGCGUGCCCUCCCCUGGAUGGCCGGACCGUGCAAAUCACAGCUGGGGAUGCCUACAGUGCUGCUGUAACUGCCAAAGGCGAGCUGUUCAUGUGGGGAAGGAGCAGCCACGUGAUGGGCGCUGGGAGCCCAGCGGAGCGGCGAGAGUGGGUGGCGCGCCGAGUCGACCUGGCGGGGAGGCCCGUGAGAGCGGUGACCUGUGGUUCCUGGCACGCAGUGGCACUGACGGCUGAGGGCCCUUCUGAGUGGCUUAAUUCCAAGGUGGUGGAAUAUGAACCGAAACAAACGCAGGUGAAGCAACGAGAAGGCUUGCCUCUCACUCACAGCCUGAUGCUCAAAGAGCCUGAAAAGAAGACAUUAAGGAAUUACUCUUCAGAUUUUGGCUUUUUCAUAGAGAAUGAUGAGACAUCUAAAGACAGUUCAAUUAAUUCUCUUAAAACUGGCAUUAAUUUGGAUUGUACAGAUAAAACUGAAUCAGAAGAGAAACUUAAUUCGACUGAAACAUUUCAAAUUCAAGCAGACACCUCAGUGCUGUCGCAAGAUUCGCGUAAGCACGUGAAUCAUUCAAACACCGCGAUCACUCGCAACGAUACUGCAUUGCCGGGCCAACCAUCAACCGGAGAGAAAGUUGGAGGUAGGACAUAUGCAGGGUUGGCCGGCAAAAGAUUACCUCAGCAGCUGCUUGCAACCACAAGAGCCCUCAAGGGCAACGAGACACCACCAACCACCAGAUCCAAGAGUGCAGCUCCAGGUGUCCGCCGUGGACUUUCAACAAAGGCUUCAGACAUGCAGCCACCCUUGGCAAAGGAGAGGCUGCCGUGGAAGGGGACGCAUUCCCGGGUGAACAGAGACUCCCACCUCCAGCCGCUCAAACAACCUCCAACGGUUCGUCCGUUCUCUGCCUGGGAGUCAGGAGAGAAGACCAAGCGCCUUCCAAUCACUCGGCGCCCAAUCUACUCCUCCGGGAGCUCCUGGAGGGAUGUGGCGACUGCUUCGCGUCCAGUUCUCUCUGCCCAGAGUCCUGCACAGGACAACCCAAAGUGCACUGAUACUGCAUAAGUAAGCAGGCAUCGUGCAUUUUCUGAAUUGUACUUGAAUACCGGGCAGUGUGGUGGAGAUGAGCACCUCCGAAUUGUCGUAAUGGGCUGGGUGAUGUGAGACGUGAACUUACUGUAGUUGUCUACAAUGGAGCAUGGCACACCUACAUGAGUCGCAGAUGUUAUUUAUAAACGUUUUACAUGAUGCACAUGACUGGAAUAUCAUCUGUAAUCGAUAUCAUGUAUGCAAGAUGCUUAUUUUCCUCUGACAAAAAAUAUAAGCUAAGUGUAUUUAGCCUACUUUUUACAACAUUUUGUAUGAGUGGUGUGUUACACUUGUAAGCAUUACAAAUGUAUUUUUUGUUCUAGCCCUUUUUAAUCAUAUACGUGUAUUAAUUGCCUCGUGCUAUAUAUUUUUUUCUGUGCAAAACUAAUCAUGCAAUUUUCAUUUUUUUUUUCGUUGAAUAUAUUACGCUGAUAAUUGAAUAUAAUGGGAAUCCAUUGUGUUCAAUUAUUUUUUGUUUGAAUUUGGUCCGGUUAAUAAUAUUCAUAUGCUUUAAUAAGAUUUGUAACUCAGAGCUGCUAAUAUUAUAUUAAAGAGGAUUUCCAUUUUCAUUAAAUGUUGUAAAUUUAACAGCCUGUGUUAGCAUGUUUUUAUGUAAUGCUCGAUUUUGCAUUACUUUUAAUGGAAUAAAAGAUAAAAUGUUACAGCUAACUUGCUGUUAAACCUAAUAGAAAUGUGACCCUUUUCAAUUAUGCAAACAAUACGUGGCGUUUUGUAGGUGGUGUACAUGGUAAUUAAACAAUUUAAUUUACAGCACCCUUUAAAAUGUUUGUGUUUUCACAAAUUAUUAACAUAUAAACAUUGUAGUUUUGUAAAGACAAUCUCUAUUGGGAAUAAUUAUCAACAAACGAGUGAAUUUAAUUAUUAAAGGAUCAGAGAGCUGCUGUGAUGAUCGUAUUGAAAUGUUUGAAAACACUUGACAUCAACAGCAUGUGUGUCAAUGAAACACAUUCACUUGCGACGUCGCACACAUUUUUAAGUGCCUUCAGUUGCGCAACAUGAUGCACGUGUUCUGACAUAUUGCUCUACGUAGAACAAUGCGUACAUGUGCGGCCCACAUCGCCACAUUCCCCGAUGGCACUCCUCGCCACAACAACUGUGCAUUAAGGGUACGCUGACAAUUUCCGUUGCCUGCAGGCUUCAAUGUUGUGGCCCACAUUAGAUCAGCAAGAGCAAACAGAUUUAAGUGAGCACUAAGGUAAGAGAGUUGAUACAUAAAGGGUCAUUUAACGCCAUUUAAUGUGAGGGGUGGCAGGAGCUGAUGUGCGGGGAGCUUAUCGGGACCACGCGAGUGGGUGGGUGGGGGGAGGUGAAGUCAAGGAUGCAGAAAAUACAUUUCCCCUUGCCUCUAUGGGGGGCCCAUCUUGUGCCCUGCCACUGAACUUACGGUACCUGUAUGCUGGCUGUUUCCACCGUGCCGUGGCCCACGGAUGAGACCUCGAGACAUUAAGCCGUGACACAAAAAAAAAACUCCCUUUAUUUUAUUGUCUUUGUACGAAAUGUCAUUGCUUGCGUGCCGUAACGCACGUCUUGCAUGGCAAGGGAAACAUGGAGGUGAAAAGAACCUGUGGCUGACAGCCUGACCGUUUAUCGAUGAAAAAAAAGGCAGAAACCAGGGGCUUUGUGUGUGUGUGUCUUUGCCUAGUUCUACCCGCAUAGAGGCUUGGCAAAAAAAUACUGACAAGUGAUAAUAAGAGAAAAGAAUGGAAAACAUUUGAAAACAAUAAACAGAAACGUGUCUGCCA